AAAUCUCAUUAUAUAUAUACUACUAGUAUAUAUAGAGACUACUCGAUCUUCUGAAGAAAGUCAUGAGAAGAAGCAAGUAGUAAGAAUAUUAUUAUAUGGAGGAUUUGAAAGAGCCGGUGAGUCCAACGGGACAAUUUUUGGAGAGCGAUUUUCUGAAUUUAUACAUUAUUGGUGUCUUAGAAUUUCAAGUUCCAAUUCAUAAUUUGCCAAUUGUGUCUCUUGUUAGAGAUGCUUUUCAUUGCAUUCCUCGCUUCACCUCCAUAAUGACUAUAAAUGAUGUGAUCACUGGAAUAAUCUUCUACGGGAUCCGAUUAUACAUGCAAGAUAUGGAUUAUAAAUCAAGAAAAUUGAAAUCAACAGCAAUGGCAAUAGUGAACACAAGGAAUGUUAAGGAUUAUCACACAGUGCAAGAUAUGCUAAAGACUAAUGCAAAGGGUGUUUGGGGAAACCAUAUUUCUUAUAUGCAUGUUUCAGUGCCAAAAUUACAAGACUACCCAAUUUCAAACCCACUCCAAUUUGUUAAGAAAGCACACAAUUCCAUCAAGAGGAAGAAGAAUUCUUUUGCUACUAUUCUAACUGAAAAGCUUCUUCGGAUGGAACAUAAAUUAAAAGGCUCAGAGGAAGUCUCUAAAAAUAUACAUAGGACACUAAGAAAUUCAAGCUUAUUGAUUUCCAACAUGGUUGGACCAAUGGAGCAAAUGGCUUUGGCUAAUCAUCCCAUAAAGGAUUUCUUCUUUACACUCUGUGGUUUGCCUCAGAGUCUUGUAGUGACAAUUUUGAGCUAUAUGGGGAUGUUAAGAGUGACACUUGCAACAGAAGAAGGGUUCAUAGAUGAGCGAAAACUUGUUUGGAACCUCAACAAAGCCUUUGAGGAAAUAUUUCAUGAAGCAGAAAAUGUGUAGUAUUCCUAUAAGAAGCACCAUGCCUUAAUUAGAGAGACUCAAUAAUCAAUUAAUCACACACACAUGUGUCUGUGUGUGUGAUGCUAUAUAUAUGAUUAUUCACAAAGAGAUUUUCUAUGUGUCAAAGUACUUUAAGGAAAGAAUAAAAAAGAUACCUAGGUUUGGACCACAAGGUUAUUUUAUUAGUGUUUUUUCUUAAUAUAUAAAUAUUUGAUAUAUAAAAGGAAAUUUCACUUCUUUCA
Messenger RNA from Arachis ipaensis, 1144 nucleotides. NCBI's taxonomy places the organism in Eukaryota, Viridiplantae, Streptophyta, Magnoliopsida, Fabales, Fabaceae. The record is from RefSeq and is a predicted model, not a curated record.